Molecule: messenger RNA, 2339 nt
Organism: Periconia digitata
Lineage: Eukaryota; Fungi; Ascomycota; Dothideomycetes; Pleosporales; Periconiaceae
Source: the annotation of a GenBank genome assembly
UCCGUGGAAAGUAAGUGAGUGAAUGAAUGUAUCAUGCAGGCGUGGGUGCAUGCAUGAUGAUGGGUCGGCUGCGUCCAUAUUGCUCUGUCCAGACAUGAUGAAUUCCCUACCGGACCUGUCGUGUCGUCGUGUCGUGUCGUGUCUUGUCUCUGUCUUGUGGUGUGGUGGUGGUCGUGGCGCGGAUCCCUGUCGGGGAUGAAAUGGACUUUCGGUUUCCCAUCUUUCGCAGCGUCUGUGCAUGACUGACCAUCAGCCCUGGCUAGCCCGCCAGCCAGCUAACUAAGUAGCAGCUAAUCGAGGCAGAGGGAAGAGCGAGGGGUCCGCUGCCGGGAUCUGCUGCUUGCUGGGAUGCGCUGCCUGCCUCUGUCCCUGCUUGCCUGCCUGGCCUGCUUUGCUUGCCCACCCACCCGCCUGCUCGCCGGUGCGCUACGAGCUUUGGUACCGUCCGUCCUUUCCAGCCAUGUAUGAAUAAAGCUUCCGUCCAUCCUGUCCCACUGCUCCCAUUGCUCACCCUGCCUGCUUGCUUGCUACACCCACUCCACACCCAACCUAUAACAACCUCUGCCACCACCACCCCUCUACCUAUCCUUACCUCACAUCCACCUCCACCUCUCCUCCUCACCUCCACCCUCUCUGCCUGCUCUCUCCGGGACCUUGCUCUUCACUCACUCACUCACCACCACCACCACCACCACCUCACCUCGUCGGCACCCAUUGCUUCUCGUCUCUUGCUGCCCGAGCGUCUGCCUGCCUGCCUUUGUGCUGUCUAGCUAUCCAAAAGAGCUCUACUCCCCCAAGUGCCUUUCCAUUCCGCGCUUCACGUGCGUCAUUCUCUGCGAGCCGCGCAUUCCCCUCUACACGCGGACCCGCGACCACCAGCAAAUCAUGGACGGCAAGAACGCUUCUGGCCGCCUAAUUUCUCUUCUCAACGACAAUCCGGCCCCUCCGCAGCCUACACGCCUGCCUUCUUUCACGCCUUCUCUCCGCUCCAGAACCUCUAGCUACAGCUCUUCACCCGCCAAUUCUCCUCCUACACCCCCUCUGGUGCGCAGCAACUCUUCGUACUCCACCGACAUGCAAACCCCGUCCCCCAUCACCCCAGAGUUCGCUUUUGAGGGUCUUCCCAGCCAAAGUCUUGCUUCGCCCGUCUUUGCCCAGGGCAGCUUCUUUCCCACCCAAAAAGAGCUCUCCGGCUCUGUCUACUCCUCCAUGCCCCACCAGUCGGGUCCUCUCCCUUACCACGCAAAUCCAGCUGCGGCCUCGCAAUCCGCCUACUACAGCUCGCAGCAGGUCCCCGAGAACCAGAACAGCUCUGUCUCGGCGAACCCUCGCUCGAAAAAGAACAGCUACCCUUGCCCCGUCGCAAAACAGUACAACUGCAGCGACCACUUCACCACGUCCGGCCACGCCGCACGCCACGCAAAGAAGCACACGGGCAAGAAGGAUGCUUUCUGCCCCGAGUGCAACAAAGCCUUCACCCGCAAAGACAACAUGGAGCAGCACCGCCGCACACAUCAAAGCGGCCGCAACGUAGCCAAAGGCGGCGAUGUCCAGAUCAAGAAGGCCAGACAAGCGGCCAAGCGACCCAAGCCAUCUCCGCUCCAGUCUUCUCACCCCACCAUGUCCUCCAUGUCUUCAAUGUCUUUGGUCGACCCCGCCCUGUCCGUCAGCCCAUCCACCUCUUUUCACAUGGCUCCUGCCGUGCAACACCCCGACCUGGACUACCCACAACGGUCGCCCUACCCCGAUCCAACGGCGUAUUCCAUGACACACUGCUUCUCUGCGGGUUCAUCAUACGGCCUGGAUGCCCUCGCUAUUGCGGCGAGUGGGGAGAAGCGAAAGUACGAGUCAUAGAAGGCUUGUGCUUUCUGUCUUCUGGGUUUUCCCGCUUCACUAUUUCCAUUAAUCUCGCUUUUUCAUUGCUGUGCGGACCAGUGGACCGAACAAAAAUCACGGCUUCACGCAAUAGACGCAUGCCGUCAAGGCUAUGACUUUAAAAUGGAGUUUUGGGGGCAGCGACAAGGUGUCCUGCCAUACAUUCUGGGGAUUCUCCCAUCAUUUUUCUUGUCGCUCUACUUUCAAUGUACACUUUCGAACGUUUGCAACGACUUUGGUCGCCUUUCUAGUUUUUUUUUAUUUUCUACACCCAAGUGGUCGUGGCUAGGCGUCUUUCUCGGGUCAGCUUCAGACAGUGCUUUUGUAGGGUUUCCUCCGAGGAUUCUAGGGCAACAUGGAUACCCCGCCCUUGUUUCAAGGAGCAACAACUUUUGGAAUUUCUCUCUUCUCUUUUUUCGAACUGCGUUUUCGAUUUCGGCUUAUUUACAUAGUGUUUUUUUUCU